AAAGGCUCCCGGGCGAGCCCCGCUCUGCGCGGCCGCGGCAGCCGCUUCACCUUUCGGCGGCUCGCUCCGUACAGCGGCGGCUGCCGGCGGUGACAGCGUGACAGGGUGACAGUGUGACAGUGCCCCCCGGCCCCUGCUCGGGACGGACCGUGCUGGGGCGGCAAACGGAGCCGCGAGUGCUCGCCGCGCUCCCCGGGCUCGGUGGAGUUGGUGAAGUUGGUGCUGGGAUGGGUUUUUCAGCCGUGGCUGCGGCUGCUCCCGAAGUUGCUGGGGAAAGGGGACGCGCUGUCAUGGUUGGCUCUGCGUGUUUUGCUCUCGUCGUCUUUCUUGUCUGCCGAGUGGAAACGGGGGGAUUCAAAUCCUGCGUGCUGCGCCUUAGCAAAUGGGCAGGCAGUGACCUUGGCUGGGGCGGAGGGACCACGCUUUGUAGAGGAGUGAAAUGUGCUGGGGAGCGGGGAUCUUGCCUCACGGACUGCUGGAGAACAGCAGCCUUUCCGAGGCUGGAGCUACGGGCUUAGCUGGGGCUGGAUUCGCCUCUAACGGGGGGAAGGAAGUGCAAGGUGUACGCUCAUAAGGAUCUCCAGAAGCUAAUUUUUCUGUUUUCUUCUGGGUAUUUUUUUUUUGUUUAGCCUUACGUGUUCAAGUUUGUAACUGUCUCAGGAAAUUUAUUCACAAGCUAAUUUUAUUCCAGCGUGCUGGAAAAGUUGCAUAUCACCCCUGACACAUUCAGCUAUUCAGCUCUUACACGUUCUUCCCUGUAGUAGACUCAGCCCAGUAGGUGCUUCCUUUUCAGUGAGCAACGGGAUGAGGGAACGUGCCUGUGUCAUUAUCAGUGGUAAGCCUUGCAGCCUGGGGUUUUGGAACAGCUCAGCACCAUCUGCGUGUAGCUGAAUGCCUCCUGGGUGCCACUGCACAGUCCAGGCUGCUCGUGUGGAUUCUGCGUGCAGAUAGCCACAGUAUUCUCUGCAGCACUGAAAAGGCUUUUUAGCAACUACUGCGAGCCGGGUGAUCUUGAGUUCUUCUGAACUUGCUAGCGCUCAGCCUCCUCAUGCCUCCAUCUCCUUUAGACGACAGGGUAGUAGUGGCACUUUCGAGGCCAGUGAGACCUCAGGAUCUCAACCUGUGUUUAGACUCGAGCUUCCUUGAAUCUGCCUCUUCUUCUGGUGAGAGCCACCCCGGUCUGCUCGGCGCAGCUGUCGUGUCCCUAAAGACUGCUAAUCUCACGUAUAUGCCCUCAUCCAACGGCUCUGCACGCUCCCUGAGUUGUGGAUGCAGCAGUGCCAGUUGCUGCACUGUGGCAACGUACGACAAGGACACUCAGGCCCAAACUCAAGCGAGCACCAGCAGCGCCCACGCCGGAGCCGCCCCCGCCUGCCCCGCCACCCAAAUGGUCAACAGCAAUGAGAGCGCCGGCAGCCUGAGCCCGCUGGGCGGAGUGGGCAGCCCCGUCUCAGGCAGCGCCAAGCAGCUCGCCAGCAUCAAAAUCAUCUACCCCAACGACCUGGCCAAGAAGAUGACCAAAUGCAGCAAGAGCCACCAACAGAACCAAGGGCCUGUCAUCAUUGACUGCAGGCCCUUCAUGGAGUACAAUAAGAGCCACAUUCAAGGGGCUGUGCACAUUAACUGUUCUGACAAGAUCAGCCGGAGAAGGCUGCAGCAGGGCAAGAUCACCGUCUUGGACUUGAUCUCCUGCCGGGAAGGCAAGGACUCCUUCAAGAGAAUCUUUUCCAAAGAAAUCGUAGUUUAUGACGAGAAUACCAAUGAGCCAAGCAGGGUGAUGCCUUCCCAGCCGCUCCACAUAGUGCUAGAGUCACUCAAGCGAGAAGGCAAGGAGCCCCUGGUCCUGAAAGGAGGACUCAGCGGGUUCAAGCAGAACCAUGAAAACCUCUGCGACAACUCGCUGCAGCUGCAGGAGUGCCCCGAGGGGGGAGGAGGGGGCGGCGCCGCCGCCGUGCCCCCCGUGCUACCUCAGUCCAUCCCCACCACGCCCGACAUCGAGAACGCCGAGCUCACCCCCAUCCUGCCCUUCCUCUUCCUGGGAAACGAGCACGAUGCUCAGGACCUGGAGAAGAUGCAGAGGAUGAACAUCGGCUACGUCAUCAACGUGACCACGCACCUGCCCCUGUACCAUUACGAGAAGGGCAUGUUCAACUACAAGCGGCUGCCCGCCACCGACAGCAACAAGCAGAACCUCAGGCAGUACUUCGAGGAGGCUUUUGAGUUCAUUGAGGAAGCUCAUCAGUGUGGAAAAGGCCUCCUCAUCCACUGCCAGGCCGGCGUGUCCCGCUCCGCCACCAUCGUUAUCGCGUAUUUAAUGAAGCACACACGCAUGACCAUGACCGAUGCCUACAAAUUUGUCAAAGGCAAACGACCAAUCAUUUCCCCCAACCUCAACUUCAUGGGGCAGUUACUGGAGUUUGAAGAAGACCUGAACAAUGGAGUGACCCCGCGAAUCCUCACACCAAAGCUGAUCGGCGUCGAGACUGUCGUGUGACGGCCGAGCUGCAGCCUGUUCUUCACCUGAUUUGGGGCAGUGAUGGGUGGGUUCUGGGCUUUUCUUUUUAGCUUUCAAAGGGGAGUUUUGUGGCAAACUUUUUGUGAAUAAAAACCUUUUUUUGUAAGGAAAGGUUUUUAAAAGAUCCAAGAACUUUGCUGGGUUUGGGAUGCUGUUGUGAUUUCCUUCUCAGACACCGGCAGAGCAGGGAGGCUUCAGAGCAAAAGGAGUACUUUUUAAAAUAUAAAAACAAGAAGAAGAAGAAGAUAUGUUGGGCUUUUUUCCUUUUAAUUUUUAGUUUUCCCUCCUCUCUGGCUACUUGUAGAGUUUAUGGCUGAGUAGUCUGUGCAGGUUCAUAGACUGAAGAAACCUAAGUUGAAGACGAAACACAAAUAGCCAAAACAAAGCAGAAAAAAACCUCCCUGAAACAGAAGGGCCUUCGUUCUGCAAAGGCUUUGCUAAAGAUAACUUAGCAAAAUGCUCACCAAUGCAAAGGAAAUCAGAGCAGCUUAAAAGUCUGCAAGGUACUUUUCACACUCCUGACUCAAACUAAAGAAGAAAACAAAGUUUAUUUGGCGUGUUUCAUGUUCCAGUUCUAUUUUUCUAUUUUGGGGUGUAAGGUUUUAACAGUAAGGGACUUCGAUCAUUCUAUGCCAUAUGCCUUCACUGGCUUCUUGUGCAAUAAUAAUUUGGGGUUUGUUUUGAGUGUUCAAACCAAUUAAGAGUUGGCUGCCCACUAAUAAUAAGAUAAUAAUUUUUAAAGUCUAAUAGUGCAACAGCAGCCAGCUUGGUUCAGGAAGGAUAAAUGAGAGCAAUUAUUUUGUUCCUUUAUAUGAUUUUGAUCCUGGUUACAGUGCCAUAAACCUUGUUACAUAUGUAUAUCAGAAUGUACAAAAAUCUAGAACAAGCAAAGUUUAUUUAAAAAUAUUUUUUCGCACAAAAUAUUGGUGUGUUUCAGUUGUCUAUGUAAAAGAAAUUUGAUUAUAAAACAAAAAAAAUCUUUUGGAAAGUGUGUGUCCUUUUAUUUCUUUAGCCAUUUUCCAUUUUCUUUCUAUGGGAUGGGGUUUUUGUUUAGUUCCCUUUGGUUUGUUUUUUUGUGGCAUUGUACCUCUCCCAUUGACAAAACUGAUGUCUCGUUUGGCAUCUCCCCUUCAGUGUUGUGUUCCUGUCCUCUGCUGGUGGAACAUGUUUUCUUUACUUUCUGCUCUACUCUUGCAUCUCUCUGUAGCCAGAAUUUUCUCUCUGGUUUGACUGAAUUAGCACUAUUGGUGAUGGCUUUUUGGAACAGACCUGUUAUUUCUACAGCUCAGUAGCCAUUUGGAAAAAUAAGAAAUAAACUAUCUCCACUGAUUCCUUUCCAUCUCCCUGUAGUUAACUUAUCUUCUAUGUUACAAAAUUGUCUGGUUUUUAGACAUAUGUUGGUCACAUGUGCUUUUCCCUGGCCUCUCUAUAGUCCCCUUGUUUAGCAGUUCCUGGGAAUCAUCCUCCUGGGAUUUUUCCCCUCCCUCUUGCCCUUCUUCCCUUUGUGCCCCUCCUUUUCCAGCUGUGUCAGUGUUGUGUGGUGUGUAUUGUAGGGCUGAUGUUUCUGCCUGACAGUGUCCCUUGGGCAGCUGACUUUCACUUUCCUUGUUUGUAUUCACUUUUUUUUUUAAUGAUAUGGUAUAACCUGAUCUGUUCUGGACUGUUACCACCUCCAAAGUUUUACUUGUAUGAGCCUAAAAUGAGUUAGAAGACAUUUCUCAUAUAAUUCUGUUGUGCAAACUGAUCUGUCCCAGGAAGGCUGAGAGCAGUGAAGGCUUUUCCUAGAUGAAAACCUACAUGGACUGAACCAAGUGUAAAACAGGACCUGUUGGAAAAAUUAAUGUAUAAUCACAUUAGACAUGUAUAUUUUUGUGGACAUUUUACUUAAAAUGUUGUUACUAUACAGAUAUUUUCUUGAAACUUAUCCCUUUAUUAAAUUAUUUUUCUACUGGA
This is a messenger RNA of Oenanthe melanoleuca, 4468 nucleotides long. RefSeq names its product dual specificity phosphatase 10 (gene DUSP10). The coding region runs from base 1049 to 2494 and encodes 481 amino acids. The record is from RefSeq and is a predicted model, not a curated record. Gene Ontology annotation, cellular component: cytosol; cytoplasm. Gene Ontology annotation, molecular function: MAP kinase tyrosine/serine/threonine phosphatase activity; protein tyrosine/threonine phosphatase activity. Gene Ontology annotation, biological process: protein dephosphorylation; negative regulation of JUN kinase activity. Lineage: Eukaryota; Metazoa; Chordata; Aves; Passeriformes; Muscicapidae. The transcript has 4 exons.